AUGGCUGCGGAAAGCUCCCCAAGGGACGCUCUCAUGGUGGAAGAGGAGCCGGUCGAACCCCCACCCAGUUCCAAUCCCGUCCUCCCCAGGCCAGGCCACCUUUGGCCGAACCAGGACCUUGGCCCCCUGACGCCCGGUGAUGGAGGUGCUAGCGUAAGUGUGGAGGCGAUCCAUGCCAUGCUCCAUGAAGUCCGGCGAGAUGUGCUUCUCGAGCUCAAGGGACAGCAAGAGGCGAUCAAGGAGAUUCUGGGCAGGCUUCCUUUGCCCAACGCCGCUUUGUCAACGCCUGCACGCGGCUUCCGCAUUUCCGUGAAGUCACAGCAGCCCAACUAUGAGAAAACCGGACAGGAGAGCACUCAAAUGGACAGUGGCAGCUUCUCACGGGCCUCGCCGACUGAGGCGCUGGGACGCGUGCACUCCAACAGGUCGAGUGACAGGAACAGCGUCGGCGACGGCAGUCGGAGCAGAGGGAGCAAAAGAGGCAAACAGAAUUUGUUUAGCACGUUCUCCCACUACGACUUGGCAUUGCAGGACGUAGCGGAGCGCGUGGAAGGCCUUCGAAGCCGGAUUAUGUUUCACAACGCCCGUCUUUCUAUGGACCCUGGAGACAACAAGGAUCCCAUCGUACAGCGCAUUGUGCACACACACGCCUUCGACAUCUUUUGCGCCCUGGUGGUGAUCAGCAACUCGAUCUUCCUCGGAGUGGAGACGGAGUGGAGCAUCACGAGACCGGAUGUUAUCCCACAAAGCUUCCAGAUCGUAUCAACUGUCUAUGCCUGCUUCUUCACACUUGAGCUGAUGAUGCGCAUCGGCGCAGACGGAUGGCACAUUUUUUGCAACGCUGAUUGGAUGUGGGCUUGGCUGGACGCGUUCGUCGUGGCCAUUUCCCUGUGGGAGGUCAUCGCGGACCUCAUCUAUGUCUUGAACAGCGGCCAGCAGUCGGGCGUUGAUGGCAACGGUGUGAGCUCCCUCCGCGCGCUCCGCAUCGUGCGCAUCACCCGCGUGAUCAGGGUGGCUCGCCUGAUGCGAGUCUUUCGCUUCGUGAUGGCUUUCCGCACGCUCAUCACGUCCAUUGCGUUCACCCUCAAGUCUCUAUUCUGGGCCGUGAUGCUGCUGUUCGUCAUCGUAUAUGUUUUCGCUGUACUCUUCGCUCACGUGGUGAACGACUACAUCUCCGAUCCAGACAACCCAGAGCUCCCGCCGCUGGAUCUGGAGAGGAGCCAACGGUACUACUCUUCUUUGGUGGACACCAUGAUCAGCUUAUUCAUGUGCAUUGUAAAUGGAGUGAACUGGGAGAAUGUCAUCUCCCCUCUGAGACAAAUCUCGCCGGCGUGGACGUCGACAAGUAACGGUGACGUAGCCGUUUCAGGCGCUGGAGGGCACCUCAAUCCUCUCGCCGCCGUUGUGCCGGCAUAUCGGUUCCGUCCGGCUCUGCCUCUGCUGGGCCCGCGCGAAGUGUUUGCGAAGCAGCGUCGCACUUGGUGCGGCCAGCCUGCCGCUGGCCUGGCUGGACUUACCGCGGCAAGCGUAUUAGAGAAGCGCUCCACCACGUGCCUAAGCUUCGCGGCGCAGGCCACCGGCACCUGUCCGCGUACAAUCACUCGCAGUUGGAGCGAUCAGAUGGCUGCCACGAGGCCGCCCUGUAAGAUAUGA
This is a messenger RNA of Symbiodinium natans, 1653 nucleotides long. Lineage: Eukaryota; Dinophyceae; Suessiales; Symbiodiniaceae. The record is from the annotation of a GenBank genome assembly.